AUGGAACCACAAACAUUGCCUCUAAGAAGAUCCUUAACUGAUGAACUGAAGCAGGCCGUUUUUGGAAACUGUCAAGAGCUAGACGACAACCGCUUCAAUUGGUACAAAGAACUCCUUUUCAAUGCUCCAACUGUUGCGGAGGAAAUAAAUGAAGAGAAUGAAUCAGGAAAACCAAUUAGAAAAACUGCAAAAGAAACGGGUAUUCCGUUUUCAACAUUGCAAGAAAGGCUAAAAAAACCCAAUAUGCAGAUGACAAAAUGCGGCAGAAUAACCGUGUUUAAUCAAAUUCAAGAAAAAGACAUGGCUGAUCAAAUCAAGCUAUUAGCAAAGAUAUUUUACGGGUGCACAGCAAGUGAAAUAAAGAGAAUAGCGUAUGAAUACGCAGUAAAAAAUAAUGUGCAUAAUAACUUUAAUAAUGCUACUCAAAUGGCUGGCAAAGACUGGCUUAAAGGCUUCAUGAAGCGAAACAAUUUAUCUGUCCGUAAAGCAGAAGGAACGAGUUUACUUAAAUAG
Molecule: messenger RNA, 513 nt
Organism: Pieris macdunnoughi
Lineage: Eukaryota; Metazoa; Arthropoda; Insecta; Lepidoptera; Pieridae
Source: the annotation of a GenBank genome assembly